This is a messenger RNA of Nilaparvata lugens (brown planthopper), 3158 nucleotides long. It is a transcript of the gene Smg5, whose product is annotated as protein SMG5. Gene Ontology annotation, cellular component: telomerase holoenzyme complex. NCBI's taxonomy places the organism in Eukaryota, Metazoa, Arthropoda, Insecta, Hemiptera, Delphacidae. Gene Ontology annotation, biological process: nuclear-transcribed mRNA catabolic process, nonsense-mediated decay. The record is from RefSeq and is a predicted model, not a curated record. Gene Ontology annotation, molecular function: protein binding; telomeric repeat DNA binding; telomerase RNA binding. The coding region runs from base 113 to 2968 and encodes 951 amino acids. The transcript is spliced from 18 exons.
CGUUCAAAUUCAAGAUGGCUGCGUUUGGAGGUGAUAAAGUCGUUUUUCUAGACGUGUGGAAAAUUUGAUAAGAAAUUGAUGAUAAUUAUCCGGAUGAAAAUGAGAUGAUAUCAUGAAGAAAAACUACAAUCCGAUCUCGGAUGUUCGAAAUGAAAAUGUUGAUUUGACAAAACGUUUAUACAGAUGCGUGAGUGAUGCUGCCCACCAACUAGAUGAUAUUCGAGGCAACGCGAGAAGUGUUCGCGAACUGUUCGCGCCUAGGGCGUGCAGCUUGCGUGCACGUUUGCGAGACGCUUGCGAACGUUUGCUGCUGCUAGGUGGUGGGGGAGUUGGAGGAGGAGGAGGAGGGGAAGGUGCCACUGCGCAUGCGCAGUUUAGACGCGCAGAGGAGCUAUUGUGGCGGAAAGCCUACUAUGACGUUAUAGCCACUGCCAAACGUAUCAGAAAGGUGGAUAACGGUUCCAGUGACUGGGAACAGGAAGAAAUGUAUCUAGUGGUGGAGCAUAUAAACGCUGGAGUGGGACUUUACCAUCAUAUACUUUGGCGACUUCAGUGUGAAUACCCCCAUGCAACAACCAACGAUUCAUUAGUCUACUUCGAAGAUCUUGGGCUCAAGAAAGGAAUAAAUAACAGUCAUAGUGUUGCCGGCAAUGGAGUAGACAAGAUGGCGGCGACUGGUGAUGAAGUGAGGAGGAGAGGAGAAGGAGGAGAAGAAUGGGCAGAAAACUUGGCACACAGGUGUCUCAUUUACCUGGGAGAUCUUUUUCGUUAUAUGGUGGAUAUUCAACCAGGCUGGGACUAUGGGCUGGCUACACAUUAUUAUACCCAGGCUCUAUUAUGGAAACCGGGGGAGGGUUUGCCUCACAAUCAACUAGGCACAUUGGCUGGAAGUCGGAACUAUUCAUUGGAUGCCGUCUACCAUUACAUGAGAUGUGUAGAGUCCUAUGCACUGAACACCCAUUUUGACGGAACCGAGGGCAAUCUAAAUCAGCUGUUAGACAAGAGUAAACAACAGCUGGAAUCAGCUGAUUUUUUGGUUGAAUCAGCUGAUUGCGCUCUCAAACGCGCUGUGGUGAGACUUCUCAUAUGCGUGCGCAGUUUUGGUUCUGUAUGUGACGCGCUAUUGGUCGAUCUGAGAGAGAGUCUACAUGCUGUGGAAGUGAGUGAGCCAAUCGGAGAGCCCGAUGAUUUACAACAAUUAUUAGCAAUGGGGAAAGCAAUCAACGAGAAACCACAGAAGAUGACUGAAGAAAUGCUAUUCAAAAGUGUCGUCAUACUGCUAAUGUGCCUGCAUAAUCUGAAGAAAAAAGGCAGCAGCGAGCUGUGCCUAGCAGUUUCACUUCAGCUGUCAGUGAUGGCUCAGGUGCUGAGAGAGAUUAUGCUGAAGGUUGAGUCAGUUCUGCCUCCUCCGCAGACUCCCCCACUUCACCCUCAUCACAGACGACGUAGGAGGAGGAGGAGAAGAAUGAAGCAUAGGAGCAGUUCGUGUGAGGAGGUGUCCAGCGGUGGAAGCCAAGGAGAAGAAGUGGAGUAUAUGAGUGACCAGGACUCAGAUGCUAGUGAAGAAAAACUGAUAUUUGACCAGAACAGCAGUGACUCAGACGACGAAAUUAAUGGCAAGGCAUUGAGAGGAGCUGAUUCAGAUGAAGAUGAUUUAGAUGGCAGUGAAAAGCCUCAACGUCACUAUAGAGAUAGUCUCACUUUCCAACAUCUGCACAGAUUGUCUCAACAGGGGUUCCUGCUUCAAACUAUCAAGAUAUGCUUGGAUUGGCUGGGCAGCAACGUGGAGACCCUGAAAUCAUAUGUAACCCUUGCAAGCGACGUGAUAUUGAUAAAUGAAGAGCUAGCAGAUGUUCCCUUACCUGAGGAUGUAUGCCUACGAGAUCUGCCUCCUCUGCUAGAAACUCAAAAACAUCUCAACUGGAGUAAAGCUAAUCACAUGCGCAUCUCGAGUGAGGAAGAGACGUACCUGCGUGUCUACCGAGUGUUGCAAGCUGCGGCGAGGCUGGACCAAUGCGGGUGGUCGCUGAUCGCUCGACGCAAAUGGUUUGUUGCAACAAGCAGCUCUAGACGCCGCGACAAGUUGGUGCAACAUGCAGGAAACAAGUUGCACCGACAAGCUGAUUGCAACAGGUUGCAGCAACAUGGUGGCUACAAGUUGCAACGACAUACUGGAAAUAAGUUGCAGAGAAAUGCUGGCAACAAGUUGCAGCAACAUCCUGAUGGCAACAAGUUGCAGCAACAUCCUGAUGGCAACAAGUUGCAGCAACAUGCUGAUGGCAACCAGUUGCCGCAACAUGCUGAUAACAAGCGAGUGCCUCAGACUGCAAAUGGUCAGGAUAAGAGCAAACUAUUGGGAGAACUAUGGCUCCGUUCAGAAGUGAAUCAGCUGGAGACCAGAGUUAAACAGCGUGGCCAGUCUGCAAAUUUGCCGCCAUACUUGGUACUGGACGCCCCUGCUCUAAUUUCACACCUGGCGCUCGCCAAACAGCUGGUCGCCUCCAAGAAAUUCAUCGUCCUUGUGCCGUCUGUCGUGGUAUCCCUGUUGGACGAGAGAAAGAGAGAGAGCGUGUUGGUGAGGGAGAGCACCCGAUGGCUGGAAAGUCAGCUGAAGGGCGGAAGUCGGUUUGUAAGGGCUCAACGGCCUUCGGAGCAUCUCGCUUUGCCACUUAUCAAGUACCCGAAAAAAAAGGACAAGGAGGCUUGGUUGUUUUUUCAGAUAGUCGAAUGCUGUCAUUUUUUGAGCAACCAGUGUGGCAGCAAAGAGCCGGGUCUAGUCACUCUGCUAACAGGAUCUACAACUCUGCUCAACGGGUCUAACGCCAACGGAUCUAACGGGCCAAACCCCAACGGAUCUAACGCCAACGGGUUUAGUCCUAUCGGUAUAGCUAGCAGUGCAGGCAUCAACAUUGAGCACAUAGAAUCGUUUCACAGCAAGUGGAAAAGCUCGUCGAAAAGUCACGGAUGAAGGAAAAUGGCUGGAAAAAUCUUCCCAGGGGUUUUCCCAGGGGAAGUGACGGAUUGGAAAAUUGAGAUAAAAAUAGAUUGACCACAUUAUGGUGUCGACAAGGAUAUUCUAAAAAGGAGACAGAAGAUAGAAAUCUACUAAAGGAAGAUAAAGGAGAAGAAAGAAAAUAGUAAAGAAGAAAAAAUGAAGG